Vitrella brassicaformis is the source of this 2666-nucleotide messenger RNA. The record is from the annotation of a GenBank genome assembly. Lineage: Eukaryota; Vitrellaceae.
CUCCCCUCAGACACACACGCGUGACAUCCAUUCCACCCGUCCAUGGCAUGGCAUGGCAUGGACCUGCCUGUCUGUCUGCACACGCCGCCACAUGCAAUCAAUGCAGUCAUGCCAUGCAAGGUUAGUAAAACAAGCCACCUACGUUAAUCACUCACCUCUUUGUACACCGCAGCCAUACACACACACACACACACACACCCCUAUACACCCUUUUCCCGUGUAAUUACGAUCACACCCCACCGUCAGUCAGCGAUACCAAUACCACCUGCCGAACGAGACGAAACUCACUUAGGCACCACCAAUAUUUACCCGAGUCCCUCUCACGAAGCCUGUUUGUUUAACCAGUCGAUUAAUCAAUCCCGCCUGCCUCCCCUUCCCGACCACUUACUUCUAACCUAACCAACGACGGGGCUCAUGCCGCUCCCAACCUCGCAGCUAACACCCGCACCCGUCGACAUCGCCCCCUCGCUGACACGAGCCCGCUUCUGCGGCGGCGUCUCGUCACCAUCACCCUUGCUAUCGCCCGAUGCCGCGUCAUAGUCAUCUUCGUCCGGCGGCGCGUCCGCCUCAUGUUCUGAUGAGGGGCACUGGUGUGUGUCGGAGCCGGUGGUGGUCGACGGGUUGGGGUUAGUGGACGACGGCGGCCGUCCACUCAGGCCCAGGGCACGACGAAUCGUGAGGUAGUGGCCUGGAUGGACAAGACAGACACAGCCGAAAUAAAUGCAAUGCUCUCUCUGUCGCUUCACUUGACGAACGUCUGGUUCCUUCUUUCCCCUCUGUCUAUGUGUACGUACGUACCUUUGUCGACCCGCCUCAAUUUCUUGGCGGAUCCAUCGUCGCCGUCGCCCGAGCGGUCCCCAUCGCCGUCGCCGUCCCCACUGCCCCCAUCCCCCCCGCCACUGCCCCCGCCCGAGUCGCGCACCAGCCACUCCUUGGGCACCUUGUCGUCGUAAAUGAACUUCUGGCAGCUCAUCACGACGCUGUGCCGACGGCCGAAGAUGGGCGUGUUCUCGUGCACGAUCUUGGUGCCCCGGAAGAUGACGACGUCGCCCUCCCGCAGGACGAUGCGCAGGCCACUGAACUCCCACCUGGCGUAGUAAUCUGCACCAAAGAAUAGACACGACACGACGUGCAGGAAUGUGUGUCUGAGGUCCGAGCACAAGGGCAUCCACACUAUACCUGCUGGUGUGAGUAUCUUUUUCUUGUUGCCGUCCUGGUCGAGCUCGUUGUCGUGUUUCCUCUCCUUGAUGAGGCUCACGUUGUGGAAGAGCAGCGACGCGGUCUUCUCCCGCCAGAGGCCGAUGGGUGUUAUGACCGCAUGUGUGCCGUCCAAAUCCUCGUCGUCGAGGUGUGCAGCCGAGGACACGUUGAAGUUGAGCCGACACAGCGGCCACAGACCCCCCCACGCAUACGGGAAAUGCGUGGCCGCCUCCUCCGUACGCUUGAGUGUCGCCCGCUCGCACAGUGACGCCUUGGUCCUCAUCUCCCUCUCCCUCUCGCUCGCCACCCACUCGCCCCAGGAGAACCGUUUCGGCCCAUCCCAUGGCGGCUGAGCACCGGCCUCAUCGCCAUGUGUGGUCUUGGCGGCCUUGAGCGGCGGCUCAGCGGCCGUGCUGUCGUCGGCGUCAGCAUCCAUUGAGCGCGGCGUCAUGCGAUGGUCGGUGUCGAGAAGGGCGAGGCGGGCGAGGGCCUCCAGGUAGACGUCGCGCAGCCGGCGGACGAAGAGCUGGGAGUCCUGCAGGAAGCGCGUGACCUCGGCGCCGACCUUUUCCAUGUCCUGCUCGCGGGUGGAGAGCUUCUUCUUGCGCUUCGCACCCUUGGACUCGGCUGCCUGUACUCACACAACAUAACAUACACACGGUUUGCUUGUCUCCGGUGAUCUGCAUGUGGCAGGCAACGUGUGCCUGAUCUUCACCGACCUCCAUGGCAGGAGUUUCCUUCAUGAUGGGGGCGUCGGUCUCGGGGUCCCUGGCAAACUGAAACCUGGCGCACACCCACAAUUUGAGAGACAGACAGACGGUCCAUAUCAGCCACCGCAGACACACCACACACAUGAAUGGAUGCCCUACCCGAGGUCUAUCAUCUCUCGAGGCGGAUCCGCCCGGUUAGCGUCGCGGCACUUGAAGUACUGCUUGGGUGCACGGUCCAACAACAUCUCCAUUGCUGACACACACACACACACACACAUCUCCAUCUGUCUAUGUAUCUGUUGGUGUACGCGUUGGCCAACCUCGCUCACCGAUGAACAUGUCCUUGUUCAGGCCAUCGUCAAUCCUCCUCCUCAACACGUGGAACAGCACCUCCCCCUCCUCAGUCAUACCCACGAUGUCCCGCUUCCCGUCGCCCAUCUCGUCAAACCCCCGCCGUGCGAACUGCUUCUUCAGGCCGUGAGAGCCGACAAUGUCUGGGUCAGACGGAUGCAGCUUCACGUAACACACCUCACAAUCGCUGCUCGGAGGCAUGACGCCACUCGGCGCCCGGUGUACAUGUAUGUUGCUUGCAGUGUCGUCGUUCUCGUCUUCACCCAUGACGGGGUCUUCUAGGCGAUGGCCGUCUGCAGCUGGUGGUGGGAGCGACGGGGAUGGGAUGACAUUGGAGGCUGCUGCAGACGGAGAGGCCAUCCUGGCAUCAACCGGGGUGACCUCUGCAGCAGCACCGCACCACGG